AAUGCUAAAUUGCUUUGCUUGACAGCUAACAAAUCUAUGGAGGAUCAGUUUUGAUUCUUAUUUGAAGGUGGAACCAGUAUCAAUUCUAUAGUACAGCCACACAAAAUGAGUGACAUUUUGCCUUCUGUCCAUGUGUGUCCAGCUUAGGAGCAUAGCUAUGGUGAGAUAUGAACUAUGCUAUUAAUCCAGUAACUUUCUGGUGAAUGAUGCGCCGUCGGAAUGCCAGUGGUCCAGCGCCUGAACACGCGGCCCAGUACCACCGGCUGACGGCCGUCGGCGACGGCCAGUUCUGCGAUGAGCAGUUUCAGACAGUGCGGAAGCCGAUCCCGUGGAAAAGCAUCUUCCUGGCGUCAUUCUUGUUCGCCGGCGGCACCACACUGCUCGUCAUGGGCAGCUUGCUUGUAUCCGGCUUUUUCGACGAGCGGUACGCCGACCGCACCUGGCCCCUGAUCGUGCUGGGCCUCAUCAUGUUCGUGCCGGGCGCCUAUCACGUGCGUAUGGCAUACCUGGCCUACAUCGGCUACGACGGCUACUCAUUCGAGGACAUUCCCAGCUUCGACUGAGCCGUCCGGUGUAGCCGGCUCCGCUGGCCGGUGGCCGGCUGCCGGAGGGCACGCCACCGCUGGCCGGUGGCCGGCUGCCGGAAGA
This is a messenger RNA of Pollicipes pollicipes, 648 nucleotides long. RefSeq names its product transmembrane protein 230-like. The record is from RefSeq and is a predicted model, not a curated record. Lineage: Eukaryota; Metazoa; Arthropoda; Thecostraca; Pollicipedomorpha; Pollicipedidae. The coding region runs from base 204 to 563 and encodes 119 amino acids. The transcript is spliced from 4 exons. Gene Ontology annotation, cellular component: endomembrane system.